GAACAUGGAGGGCAACCAAACACCCCCCACAUCGCUGUCUCGACACGGGUCAUUCGAUGGGGUGGCGCGUGUGUCAAGAACGGGCUCGGUUGUACAGCGAAUGACUCCCACUGACCAUGAACUGACCGAAAAGAUCAUUGGUAUGUACCCUGUGAUGUGUGAAUAG
Sphaeroforma arctica JP610 is the source of this 166-nucleotide messenger RNA. RefSeq lists its product as hypothetical. The annotation marks the transcript as partial. The record is from RefSeq and is a predicted model, not a curated record. NCBI's taxonomy places the organism in Eukaryota, Ichthyosporea, Ichthyophonida. The transcript has a single exon.